Messenger RNA from Phalacrocorax carbo (great cormorant), 2320 nucleotides. The record is from RefSeq and is a predicted model, not a curated record. NCBI's taxonomy places the organism in Eukaryota, Metazoa, Chordata, Aves, Suliformes, Phalacrocoracidae.
GAGCCUGGCAGCUAGACGGGGGCCGCAGCGCUGCGCGGUUUUCCUUUCCCCUCCUCUCUUUUUCUCUCUCCUCCCGUGCCUUAGCAGAUGGGCAUCUGUAGAUUGUCAGCAUUUCUGGGCCAUACCUCUACUGCAUAUGAUGAAUGAGGCAGGAGCGCAGACUGGAUACAACUGGUCUGUUACGAGGUGGCGCUUCAUAUUUCACUAUGGACCAGUUUGAAGAUGUAUCAGAUGGUGAAGUGGAUCAUGCUUUCUUUGACAGUGAUUUUGAGGAGGAGAAAAAGAAAGCAGAAGAAAAUGGUGAAUGUAUAGAAAAAGGAAGUACAAAGGCAGCUCUUGCAGACCCUGAUUUGGUUUCUAAUUCAAAGGAUGCAAACUGUUGUGAGGAGGAAGAUGAAGAAAAGCAGAAAAAUUUGCACAAGGAUCAGUCCCUAGAAAAUAGCACAGAUCAUCUUGGAGAUGAUACUUCUUUGUCACUUUUUCCAGUUGUGGAGAAUGCAGGUACAUCUGGAGCAACAUCUGCAGCAUGUAGGGGAAUGCAGGAGAAUGUUCCUGCUGGAAUCCCCAAAAUAGUUAAAGAAGGUGAAGAUGAUUAUUACACAGAUGAAGAAGAUAGUAGUGAUGAUGGCAAAAACCAGAAGGUUAGACCAAAGUCAGCUAAGCAGUCAAACAACAUAAAAAAGACUAGCAAAAAAUACACUAAUAUCAGCUCCUCCUCCUCCUCCUCCUCUUCUUCCUCCUCAUCCUCAUCCUCAAGCUCAGAUACUGAUUGUUCUGAUACAGAUUCCGAUAGCUGUUUAUCAGAUUCAUCUCAUUCUUCCUCCAAGAAGAAUGCUUGUAGGAACGCUCUUUUGUCUCCAAAACAAAAAUUCAAGUCAGCAAUUAAAUUAGCAGAAGGAAAACCAAAGCUUGGUGACUACUUGGAGGAGUCUGAAGACACAGUGACUGACGUAACACCUCUGUCAACUCCAGACAUCAGUCCUAUCCAGUCUUUUGAACUAGCAGCAUCAAAUGAUAAGAAACUAAAGAUAAAAAGGCAGGAAAAUGUGAACCAAGAAUUAUAUGAUUCCGAGUUUGAUCGCAGAUAUAGUCGAAAAGUCCUGCAUGAUGCCAUGGACCUGAAUCAGCUUUUGAAAGCUUUCCUACAGUUGGAGAAAAAAGAACAAAAACUAACCAUCGAUCAGCCAUCUAAAGGAACAAGGAAAAAUUAUUCUUUCACAAAUGAAGAAGUAAGACAAAUUGAUCGGGAAAACCAGAGGUUGCUAAAAGAACUGUCCAGGCAGUCUGCAAAGCCAAGAAGAAGCACCACAUUGAAGAAGUCAGCUGUACCACCUCCUAAAUUGUACCACAGUGCCCUCAACAGGCAAAAAGAGCAGCAAAGAAUUGAAAGAGAAAACCUGGCUUUCCUGAAAAGACUGGAAGCAGUGAAACCAACAGCUGGUAUGAGGCGUUCUGAACAAUUGAUGGACUAUCAGCGCCAGAUGAGUUAUCUGAAUUCUUCACCAUCUUUAAGAAGAGGAAAAUCUUCUUUCAGCCAGCUUAGUCCUUCCAGAGGCAUUUCAAGAGCAUCCGCUGUACCAAGUACAAUGAGCCAGAGGAAUGAAAAACCCGUGUCUGAUUCAGCCAGUGGGGCAUUACAGAGACCUAAACCCACUAAUGUUCGUGCUGCGUGGUUAUAAGUGCAUUCUUUGCCUUGCAUUCUGAGAUGAUCCUCAGACUUCUAUUUUUAGUGCUUUUGUAACUUCUUUGUGCAAAAAUAUUUCCGGUAUUGUUCAGUCCAUCGUAUAUGAUAUAAUCGUUUAUAAAGUGGUUUUAACUGAACACUUCCACUUCAGUCAGUGUUUUCCAUGACAGUAAGAGCUUAUGAAAGAGAAGGAGGCAUUUAAACAGACAAGUUACUUAUUAUUUUAGUCUCAAAUUAUAAGUGGAAUUUGUAUCCAUAACAUGGAAGGACAGAACUGCUGCACUAUAGGUGCAAGAUGUAAAGAAAAACUUUAAAAUAAAAGUAUUGCAUUAAACUCCUAAGCAUAUGCUUAAUUCCUAGAUUGUCCUUGCUUUUCAUCCUUGCGUUAGGUAAGCCUUCUGAACUUUGCGGGUCAUGUUCUCGUGACUGAAAGAGUCUUUUUACAGCAGCAUGGAGGGGUGAAAAGCAGAUGUGUAUUCCUGCAUGGUUAGGUGGAAUACUGAGGCUGCAGAAGAUGUUGUUCUGGCACUCUUGUACUCCAGGUGUUGAACGUUUGUUUUGUCCUCAAGGCUGUGUCUCUUCCAGAUUUAAAAGAACUUUGGAAGUUGUAUUGGGACAUUUGUGUAGGAAAGAAGC